Lactuca saligna is the source of this 1330-nucleotide messenger RNA. The record is from the annotation of a GenBank genome assembly. NCBI's taxonomy places the organism in Eukaryota, Viridiplantae, Streptophyta, Magnoliopsida, Asterales, Asteraceae.
AUGGCUACGCAAGAUCACCUCCACCUCCACCUCCACGAACAACACCACAAACAGAGCUAUGAAGAGCUGCUUUGCUCUUAUUUAGGCAUAAGUUUCGCAAUCUUUCUAGGGUUCCUUCCUAAACAAUCGCUUGCUUUGGUCACAUCUCUCCAAAGUCAUGACGAAUCACUCUCUAAAAGGCUGUUACAAGCAGAAGAACAACUCGAGCAGCUAUACUCGCGAAGAAAGGAGGAUUCCAAAGCGAAUGCUAGGGUUGUUGAGAUAUUCGCUAGCCACCGCCACGGAUGGCAGCAAGAAGAGAAACGCCUCCUCCGUCAGAUCGACGAAAACGUGGAGGAGAUUGCGAAUUUGAGGGCUAAAGUGGAGGACCUCGAGAUUAGGGUUGAUGAGUUGAAAAGGGAAGUGAGUGAGAGAGACGAGUUGUUGAAUUUUAUGACGAAUAGGGAGGAUGAUGGCGGAGGAUACGGUGGCGACGGUGAUGGAGAAUUCUAUGGAGAAAUGUUGGGGUCUAGGUAUGGGAAAUUAAGGGUUUCAGAUGAGGGGAUUAACCAUAACCAUAACCAUAACCAUAAGCAUGAUAUCAAUUACGAGUUUUCCAAUUCCGACGUUUCCAAGUUCAUGGCAGAAAGAUCAAAUCUUUGGCAGGGUGUACAAUAUGAACCUGUUGAACAAGUUCAUGAUUUGAAGCACUAUGUAACAAGGAGAGAAUCCCCUUGGAAGGUGGAUGGUGAUUCAUCCGGGGUUUCUGCAAAACUAAAAUUGCUGGAACAAGAGCUUCAAAAUUUGGAAAAUAUCGGAUCAAAUGAUUUGUUAAAAGUCCCAUCAUUAAUGAGAAAACAAGCAAAAAGAUAUCAAGCUCUAUCCGGAAAAAUCGAUGAUCUUUGCAGAAGAAUGCAGGAGAAUGAUCCUUGUGAACCAAAUGCGGGUUUAGAGUUUCGAACACAGAGACAAACGGAGUUUUUACUAGAAGCACUUCGGCUUCAACAGCGUGCGUCUGAAACGGGUCAGAAGUUGAUGGCAUUGCAAACAGAAACAGGGAAUUGGAACGGGUGUAAUUAUGGUAAUGAUUUGGUGGAAGGGCGUGCACGAUUAACCACUAGACUCGCGUUAAACUCCAUAAGAAAUAAUUUCAGGGAUAUUCAGAGAAAUUUGGAGAUAUGGUUAGCCAGAAUCAUUGGUGAUGUUGAAGGGAUUUUGGCUAGAGAUGGGGCUUCGCGUGUCAAUGAGUAUUAUAUUUCUCCAAGAUACCCUUUUGUUCAACACGAACGAUUCUAAUUAUUACUUUUUUUUUUUUUUGGUUUGAUGAAUUUAAAAUCGAUUGAUUCAUGGC